Molecule: messenger RNA, 954 nt
Organism: Porites evermanni
Lineage: Eukaryota; Metazoa; Cnidaria; Anthozoa; Scleractinia; Poritidae
Source: the annotation of a GenBank genome assembly
UAUGUUCAAGUUGCUGGAGGGUCGUUUUAUUAUCACAUUAAACUGUAUUUAAAAAUAACAUUCUUAUGUAGGCUAAUCUGUAGACUGUUCAAAGUCCCCUAUUUUUCUAGUUUCCCUCGCAGCCGUUUUUGUCACGUCACGCAACGCUCCCGCCAAGAUGGCCGCCCGUUCUAGUAAGAGCUCGAUCCUGACGAUCUUACGAAAAAAUAGGGGAUUGUGGAUAGUCUAGCUAAUCUGAAAACAAGUGUCACUGUGCUACAAGACCAACUUGAUGUAUGCCUUUAGUAACAAGCUUAUUCAUUUCUUGCCCCCAGUAAGAAAUGUACUCAAGUUUAUGUUGUUGUCAUUCCUUCACAGACGCAGUGGAUUAAACACGCGAUGUUUAAUACCCAAAGAGCGGAUGUAACGCGGCACGAAAGACUCCCGGUGGGAGAAAAACGUUACAAGUGCAGACAAUGCGGGGAGUGCUUCGGUAGGAUAGAAAACCUCGUGAGGCAUCGCAAAACACACAAAGACGAUAUUCAGCGAUUGCAGUGCAAGAAGUGUGAGAAAUGUUUUACCACAAAGGCUCAUUGCCAACGACAUGAAGAAACGGUGCACUCUACAGAAAAGCCUUUUCAGUGCAAACAGUGCGGAAAGAGAUUUAAAAGGGCAGAUGUCUUGGCUAAGCAUUUUAAAAUCUCGCACGGUCAGUGCGGCAGGAGUUUUUCCAAUUCCGGAAUUCUUGCCUCGCACAAGCUAAGGGCUCAUAACUUGCCACAGCGCUACAAAUGCAAGAAUUGCGGUAAGGGUUUUAGUAAUGCAGUGAAAUUUAGACAGCACGAGCAAAUUCAUGCAGAAGAAAAACCUCACAAAUGUGAACAGUGCGGCAGGCAUUUUACUAAUGCGGGCAAUCUUGCGUUGCACAAGCUGAAGACUCAUGGCUUGCCUCAGCGUUUCGAAUGCAACAAUUGC